Molecule: messenger RNA, 7897 nt
Organism: Cercospora beticola
Lineage: Eukaryota; Fungi; Ascomycota; Dothideomycetes; Mycosphaerellales; Mycosphaerellaceae
Gene: MYO1
Product: myosin 1
Biological process (GO): mitotic actomyosin contractile ring contraction
Cellular component (GO): myosin filament; mitotic actomyosin contractile ring; cytoplasm
Molecular function (GO): actin filament binding; microfilament motor activity; ATP binding
Source: RefSeq, a predicted model, not a curated record
CAACGGGCAGCUCCCAACGAUCAAGUCGUUUGCCUUGCAUCGUCCUUUGCACCUUUCCCGACUGUACAUACGCGACGACGACGGAGACGGCGUCACUUUUUGAUUCAGUUGCGACACCCGAUGCACGAAUGACGGCUGAUGCGCGUUGGGUAGAGAGACGCGUGGAAACACAGCACACGACACGACACGACACGCCGCGACCAUGAGCUCGCAGGCGCCCCAUGGCCCUCGAUGGCGCAGCAGUCCCUUCGGCGGCGGGAAAGAUGCAGAUUCAACAUCACCAGGGCCGCCGCCCGGCCACGCUCGCAGCAAGUCGAGCAUUAUGCAAGCAGGCCACUUGUCGCCCACCAAAGACCAUCUGCGAAAUAACUCCCUCACCGAUUUUGGCCUUCCCGGGAUGAGCAGUGCGGACUCCAGGAGGCUUCGAGCAGGCUCGGGCUCGGUGCGAAACACAACACCCGCGGGCACCUUUGCACCGCAAUUCAUCAAGAGUGAGGAUUUGGACAGCGCGGUGGAACGCGUCAAAGGCAUUGAAGGCGAGAAUGACUUCUCAGGCAAGCGCUACGUCUGGCUGCACGAUCCCGAGAGCGCCUUUGUGCGGGGAUUAGUGGUUGAAGAACUGCCCGAGGGCAUGCUGCGAGUGCAAUGCGACAAUGGCGCGCAACGAGAUGUGCCAGAGGACAGCGUGGAUAAGGUCAACCCUGCCAAGUUUGACAAAGCCGACGACAUGGCAGAGCUCACGCAUUUGAACGAGCCCAGCGUGGUGCACAACCUCCAGCAACGGUACCAAGCCGACUUAAUAUACACUUACUCGGGUCUCUUCUUGGUAACGGUGAAUCCGUACACACCGCUGCCCAUUUACGGCCGGGAUUACAUCAAUAUGUACAAGGGCAGGAGUCGCGAAGAUACCAAGCCACAUAUAUUCGCCAUGGCGGACGAAGCCUUUCGAAAUCUGGUCGAUGAAGGUACGAAUCAGUCCAUCCUGGUCACGGGAGAAUCUGGCGCUGGCAAGACGGAGAACACGAAAAAGGUCAUCCAGUACCUGGCAGCGGUAGCCACUUCUGAGACUCCGCGAGGCAAGUCCGGCGGGAGGCAGCUUUCGAAUCUCUCUGAGCAGAUUUUGCGUGCCAAUCCGAUUCUCGAGGCAUUCGGUAACGCUCAAACUGUGCGAAACAACAAUUCUUCUCGAUUCGGGAAGUUCAUCAGGAUUCAAUUCGGGCGUUCCGGUCAGAUCGCAGGCGCUCACAUUGAUUGGUACCUGCUCGAGAAGAGCAGAGUUGUGCGCCUCAACUCCCAGGAGCGAAAUUAUCACGUCUUCUACCAACUACUGCGCGGGGCGAGCUCAAGCAUGCGACGAGAGUUCAUGCUCGAAGGAUGUGACUACGAGGACUUUGAGUAUACCCGGCGUGGUAACGACACCAUUUCAGGAGUGUCUGACAAAGAGGAGUGGAAUUCUCUUGUCGAGGCUUUUCACGUCAUGAACUUUUCAGAACAAGACCAGCGAUCUAUCCUACAAACCAUCGCUGCUGUCUUGCAUCUUGGAAACAUAACAGUGAUGAAAGAGACCAUCCGAGGCGACCAAGCCGCGCUGGCUCCUGAGGCAGAGAAGUCUGUUGCACGCGCUUGCAAGCUUCUUGGAAUCAGUGUAGAGCCCUUUGUCCGAGCGUUGUUGCACCCUCGCGUCAGGGCUGGUCAUGAGUGGGUGGAAAAGGCGCAGACUCCUGAGCAAGUGCGUCUCGCGAUUGAUGCUCUGGCUAAAGGAAUUUACGAGCGCUCUUUCAAGGACCUGGUUGACCGCAUCAAUUGCCAGCUGGAUCGCUCCGCUGCUGGCGCAUAUUCCGAUGACACCUCCUUCAUUGGAGUACUUGAUAUCGCGGGUUUCGAAAUAUUCGAGGAGAACAGCUUUGAACAGCUGUGCAUCAACUACACCAACGAGAAGCUUCAGCAGUUCUUCAAUCAUCACAUGUUUGUACUAGAGCAAGAAGAGUACGCGCGAGAGCAGAUUGAAUGGAAAUUCAUCGAUUUCGGUCGUGACCUCCAGCCUACCAUCGACCUCAUUGAGCUGAGCAACCCAAUCGGCAUUUUCUCAUGCUUGGAUGAAGAUUCGGUAAUGCCAAAGGCUACGGACAAGACUUUCACAGAGAAGCUGCAUUCAUUAUGGGAUCGUCAGACGCCUAAAUACAAGAGAUCUCUGCUCAAGCAAGGCUUCAUGCUUACCCACUAUGCCGCUGAAGUUGAAUACUCCACAGACGGCUGGCUAGAGAAGAACAAGGACCCGCUCAACGACAAUGUGACUAGACUUCUGGGCCACUCAACCGACCACCAUGUUGCUGGUUUGUUUGCAGACUGUGCAGAAAUCACAGAAGGCGAGGGUGCUAUGCGAAGCCGUGUGAAGAAGGGGCUGUUCCGCACUGUCGCCCAGCGACACAAAGAGCAGCUAUCCACAUUGAUGGCACAGCUACACUCCACGCAUCCCCACUUCGUCCGAUGUAUCUUGCCAAAUCACAAGAAGCGUCCAAAGCUGUUCAACAAUGCAUUGGUACUCGACCAGCUCCGGUGCAACGGUGUAUUGGAAGGCAUUCGCAUUGCCCGAACAGGUUUCCCCAAUAGAUUACCAUUCGCAGAGUUCCGCGCACGAUACGAGGUUCUGUGUCAAAACAUGCCCAAAGGAUACAUUGAGGGUCAGGCUUACUGCAAGCUCAUGCUAGAACGGCUCAACAUGGAUCGCAGCUGGUAUCGAGUUGGUCUUAGCAAGGUCUUCUUCCGCGCAGGAGUCCUCGCUGAGCUGGAAGAGAAGCGCGACGCUCUCAUUCGUGAUAUCAUUAUCCGAUUCCAGAGUGUGGCUCGGAUGUACGUCCAGCGGCGGAUAUACAAGAAGCAACAGUAUCGCGCAGAGGCAACUCGAGUUAUCCAGCGUAACUUCCAGGUAUAUGCCGAGCUCCAACAGAAUCCCUGGUGGCAGCUCUUCGUUCGCAUGCGGCCACUGCUGGGCGCUACAAGACAAUCGAACGAAGUGAAAAAGCGUGAGGAGGAAAUCAAGCUCUUGCAGGAGAAAAUGCAGCAAGAAGAGGCCCAGCGCGCAAAGGUCGAAGACGAGCGCAGGCGUGCAGAGGCUGAGAUUCAGAAAGUGCAGCAGACACUUGAAAGCGAGAGAGCCCUUGCUCUGGACAAGGAGGAAAUCUUCCGAAGAUUGCAAGAUCGCGAAGCUGAGUUGAUCGAGAAGCUGCACGGUGCACUUGAAGACCAAGAAGGUUUGGAAGAUCAGCUCGAGGAGCUGAUGGAUGCUCGCAAACGCACUGAGCAGCUGGCCGAGGAGCGUAAAGGGCAGCUGGAGCAAGCAGGUCAAAUCAUCGCAAAACUGGAAACCGAAAAGACGGAUUUGACCGAUCGCAUCGCUGAAUUAAAUGCGCACCUGGAGCAGGUGGAGAAGACCAAAUCUAUGCGCAGCGAGCAGGAAGAGGCAUUGCAACAAGAAAUCCGCAUGCUCCAAAGUCAACUGAGUCUUAAGGACCGAAAGCUGCAGGACCUGGAGGCCAAGCUCCUCAAGAACGAUCAAGAUCUUGACCUCAAACUGGCGACCGCAAACAAAGAUCUGGGGAAUGCGAAGAAACAAGUGCGUGAGCUGCUUGACGAAAACCGAUCGAUUCGUCAACAAAUGUCCGACCUGUCAGCGUCUGCAACGAGCUACGAGGAUCUCAUCAAGCGGAAAGACAGCGAUCUGGCCAUUCUGAAGACGGACUUGAAGCGCUUCCAAGACGACCGCAAGCGAUUCGAGGACGAAAAGCAGAGCCUGACAGCGCAACAUAGCAGCGUUCAAAAGCGGCUGCGCGACGUGCAAGCUGAGAUGCAAGCUAUGAAGACUCAACAUGCUCAACUUGAGCGUGAGGCGUCGGAUGCCCGACGGGCACUUGAAGAGCAGACCUCCGCAAAUGAGCAAGUGGCAAUGCUUGAAGCGCAGCUCCACGACGUCAAAGGCGACCUGUUCCAGACCCAGACUGACCUUAGCAGGGAACAGCAAUCUCGCGACGAUGUCAAGCGCAUUGCUGCUGCCGAGUAUGGUGAUCUCAAACGCGAAUACGACGCGUUGAACGACUCGAAGGUCACCAUCGAGAAAGAAAUGUAUGCCCAGUCCGACCUGACUCGCAAUGCCACGGCCGCCCGCGAGAAGGCAGAGCAAGAUCGGAAAGACUACCAAGCUGAAUUGCAAAGCCUUCGCAAGAAGUUCCUCGAAUUGCAGGAAGCAAAACUCGAGUGCGAAGCUGAGGUGGAGCGAAAUGUUACCCAGCAGGCGAACGAGCGACAUGCUGUCGUGCGUCGAGAACUGGACGUAAGAACACAAGAAGCGGAGCACGCAGAAUCUGAGCGUGCUCGGCUGGCAGGCGAAGUGCAACGUCUGAAAUCUUUUAUCGCAGAAUCGGAGAAUUUCAAGCUACACCACGAUCAAGAGAAGCAACGUCUCGAGCGCGAAUUGGUUACAGUCAAGGGCCGAUUAACGGCAUCCGAGAACGACAACCGUGCAUUAAUGAACAAGGUGCAGCAGAAGAAUUUGGACAUUGCCCGUUCCAACUCCAAGGUCAGCGAUACCCAUCGUGGCAAGAUUGCCCAGUUGCAGAAUGAGAAGGCGAAGUUCGAGGAAGAGGCGAAGAAGCUGCAGCGCCAGCUUACUGAUUCGCAGCUCACAAUCACUUCUCUUGAAAAGCAGAAGGAGAAGCUUAGCCUGAGCCUCGAGGAUCUCAACCAUGAAGUCGAGCGGGAGCACAAGGCCACACGAAACGCAGAGCAGCAGUCGUCGGCUGUGAGCUUACAGCUAGCGGAGGCAAAUCGAAAGCUUGAGACUGAGCGAACGAUGCGGUCUCAGGCUCAACAGAACAGCAAGACCUUGCAAGGCUCCCUAGACGCGGCUCAUAAUGAGCUGACCGAAGCACAUGGCCAUUUGAGGUUGCUGCAGAAGAUUUUCGAUCCCGAGAACGGCAAGCUGCCUGCCAACCUUGACGGUGCAAAGCCAGACAUGCAGAGGACGAUUGAUCUCGCUCAGAAGCUGGAUUCCUCUGAACAAGCCUUACGCCUUGCGACUGAACGCUUCUCUCGAGCCGAAUCUCAGCUGGAACAGCUUAGAUCACAGCACCAGGAAGACAUGCAGGAGAACGACAACCGCCAUCAAAAUUCGAAGCGUGCCCUGCUGGAGGAGAUGAACGCAAGCCAGGUCAAUGCCCGAUCAUCGCCUAGUAAUGUGAGGCGAGACUUUGAGGGUCGCAGGGUGUGGUCAGCGGCUGCCAAUGGUGUGUCGACCCCUACCAACCAGCGCCAUAUCAGCAAGGAGAGUCACGAUUCGGCACGUUCUGAUCGCACCACGGAUACUUUCACGUACAACAACCGCAUGGAUCUCGCUGCUGAAGUGGAUAUGCUCCAGAACCAGCUGCAAAUGUCCGAGAUGAAGAAUGCGCACUUGCAGGCCCAGGUUGAGCGAACUCCAGCAAAGGCCGCGUGGCAGGAAGAGAGUCCUUCAAUGCGGCGUGUGCAGAAGCUUGAGCGGGAGAACUUCCGCCUUCACGACAUGCUCGAUGACUCUGCGAAGAAAGUGUCAUCGCUGGAGCAGAGUAUGCGUGCGGGACAACUUUCCUUCCAAGAAGUCCAGACCAAGAGCCACGAAGAGUUGUAUGAUCUCAUCAACUCGCAAGAACAAUCUCGCCGCUCCCUGCUUACAUCCCACAACGCUGCUAUUGCAGAGCUGACCGAUGCUAAGACGGCAUUCGACGAGAUUAAGCAGUACAAGGCAUCUGUGGAAAUUGAGCUGCGUGACGCAAAGUCGGAGCUCUCUGACGUUCGAUACGAGCGCGAGCAAGAAGCAGGCAACCAUGCGCAGCUUCUGCAAGAGUUCUCCGACUUACAAAUUCGACUGGACGCCGAAACUUCAAGAUGCGACGAUCUCAAUGCCAGCAUGGACCUGUACAAAGCUCGUGCGGAUGAGUACUUCGAGAAGUUGGAGCAGGCUGAGAUCGCAGUGUUGAAGGCAUCACGAGCAGAGCAAUUUGCAAAAUCGCAGGCGAAGGAAAUGGAAGAGACUUGCGCGACGAUUAUGUCGGAACGCAAGGAGAUGGACGCCCUUGUCGAAGAUCUCCAGCGUCAAGUACAGCAGUUCGAGGAGAGAAUCGAGGAUGUUUCGACAGAUCUGGACAGCGCUCUUCAAGCCAAAAAGAGACUACAAAACGAACUCGAGGACUACCGUUCGCAGCGAGCUAUGGACAUCGAGGACAAGGAGUCUUCGCUCGAACAGACAAGAAAGAAGUAUCAAACCGAGCUGGCUAGCCUGUCCAACGAGCUAGAGGUAGAGCGAGACAAUGUGAUCCAUGCUCGAGGCGAAAAUGGACGACUUCGUGACGAGCUCGAGGAGUUGCGCAACAAGUGGGACGACGAAGUCCUCAACAGUUCGACUUGGGCUAAGGAGAAGUCUCGCCUGGAAGUGGCGCUGCAGAGUAUAUCAGAUUCCCGAGACGACGCUGUCAGUGCCCACAAUGAUGCCCAAAGCAAGGUUGUCGAGCUUCUCGGACAGGUUCGUGCACUGCGGACAAGCGUGGAUGAUACCAUUGCCGAGCGUGACAUGCUGCUGAAAGAAAAGGCUGGUCUGCAGACCCGCCUCGCCGAAGCGGCUGAACGCCUGCAAGACCUAUCGGACAAUGGCUCUCCAUCGAAGCGCGCGGUCGCCAUGUCCGACAAGGAAGUGCUCGAGCUGAAGACGAAGCUUGCCCAGCAAGAAGACAUUGCGGCAGCUGCAGUUGGCAAGAUGCGACGAGCUGAAGCUUUGGCACAAGAGGUGUCCAAAGACAUCGCCACGCAACGCGAGAGCAGCGUCCAGCUCCACAAGGAGAAGGCCGCCCUCGAGAAGAGUGUCAAGGAUCUCCAAUUACGUUGCAUCGAAUUGGAGACGAAAGGAUACACCAGUGGCAGCCAGGACGUUCGAUAUCUCCAUGGCAGGAUCCAAGAGCUCGAAAACCAAUUGGAAGAUGUCGAAAAGUCACGCACGACCGAAGCACGCAGCGUGCGCAACGUAGAUCGUACCGUCAAAGAUCUGCAGGUCCAGAUUGAGCGACGCGAAAAGUCUCAGCAGAUGCUUCAGGAAGAUCUCAACAAGUCCCGAGACAAGAUCUCCCAGCUUCUCGAGACUAUCGAUGAGCUCCAGCAGUCGGAUUCUACCGCACAACUUGCGUCCAAGCGCGCCGAACGUGAGCUUCGGGAAGAGCGCGAGAAGAACCUUCGCCUUGAACGAGAGCUUGAACGCAUGGGAAUCGUUUCGCGGGCUGACCGUGAAAGCGUGAGGAGAUCCGCGACGUUAGCCAACUUGAGUGAUGCAGGCUUCGGAGCAGACCGCUCCAGGAGGGGCUCUUCCGUUGCUCCAACUCCGCCAGGUACUUCUUCUGGCGACUUGAAGAUUGAGGUGCCGCAACGCAAGAGUUCUUUGUCAAAGGGGUUUUUAUGAGUGUGAACGGCGCUAUGGAGGAUGGAGUUGUACAAGAUACUGUUGAUACUUUCGGUCUGAGGGGUUCGAUGAGUACGAAAAGAAGGGCCAAGCUAAUGCUCAAGAGCGAGGCUUUCUUGUGAGAAUGAUGGUCGAAAGAUACCCUUGAGUGUUUGAGCACGGUGUGUUUGGCGCUUCUUGUUCUUGGGGCAGUGGCGGUAGGGUCUGCUGAAUAUUCGGGUCUGCUUUUUGGGUCUCGUUUUGGGGAAGAAGCACAGCAUCAUGAGUGGGUGGUAAUCGGCCGGAUCAUGAUUGUAUAUUUGGUAAUGACAUGAAUGAAUGGCGGACGACGAUGAAGACAUGGUUUCGUGCCAGCUUGCGCCAACUGAGUCUCAUUGAAUGUAAGAUCUCGCCCGAACAUCAGAAACCACAAAUCAUCAGGAA